CCGUCCCUCCCCUGCCCGCCGGGCGGCCGCCGGGGAAGGGGCCGAGCGGCGCCCCGGGAGCCCGCCCGGCCGGUCGGGGCAGCCGCGGUGGGGCCGCCUCCCGCCGGGCCCGCUGUGCGGGGCGCCGAGAGCGGGGGGAGCGGGGCCGGGCCCGCCCCCUCCCCCGGCUCAGGGUGGCAGCCGCGCCCGGCGAUGGGCAGGUGGGGUCUGAAAUCGGUGCCGCUGGUGCUCGUGGCGGGGGCCUCGCCCGCCUCCUUCGGUUUGGGUCUUGGCAACAAAACCGCUCGCUCUUCCUUCUCACGGUUACGUUCCCGUUACAUUAACUAGUUACGCUGGAGUGCGGUUUUGGAGGUGCAGGCGUCGGGAGACUGCGUUGGAGAUGCAGCGAGGUUUAUCUCCGCAGAAAGCCUCCUUGCUGGUGUCCUCUGCCCGGGUCUGACCGGGCAGGAUGGGUGAUGGUGCACAGCUGGGGGGUGACUGUCCCUGCCCGCUGCCUGGGGAUGCUGCCUCGACCUCCUCCAGCCGCUGCAAACCCCAGUUUCUCCCGCCAGCUCAUCCUCCCCCCCCAGAGCAGAUGAAAAGACGGUAUUUUGAAACUCAACUGAAGCUACCAGUUGGACAAAACAUACAAGUGUCUUCCAGCGGUCACUUCAGGAGCAGUAUUGCCAUUCAAGCUUCCAGUGAAGAGAUUUCUAUUCAAAUUUUACAUGGUCCAGGUUCUGUCUUCAUUUUGCUGACUCCCAUCGCAGAUUCCAAGGAGAGGAGGGGAACUGGAAUAUAAUCCUCAAGUGCCAGAGGAAAAGCCAGAUUAGCCAAUGAAAAUUACUGUUACUAAGCUGUGUGCUGCUCUCACUUACAUAUAGUGGGGAGAAAAAAUUGCUGCUGAUCCAGAGCUCAUAAAAUGACUUUUGCAGACUUUCCUCUUUGAACUUCAAAUAGGAUAAAACCCUUUAACUAGGGUUGAAUUAGGAAGUGGAAGUAUGACUUCCUGCUGGUGUCUUCUACCUUCCUUCCCCUCUGCAGGGUUUUUUGUUUGGGAUAGGGAAUCCUGAACAAAUUGUAUGGCAUCAGCCAAACUUACAGCUGAUGGUUAUGGAUGACAUAGGAGCUUCAGAUUUAUGUCUCUGCAGUGACACCCAAUUAAAGCAAAGGUUGAAAACUAAUGAUAAGCUGCUUUAUCAAAGCUUCUAGUAACAGUUACGGUCAUGCUCUUUCUGGGGUGAUGUUCCCUAGACGGCAUGAACAGAUCAGUGAUCUUUUUGGAUUGGAAACAGAAGUAAUAUGAGAAUGCCCAGAAGAGGCUUAGUAAUUCAAGCCAGAACUCGCUGGCUACUAGUGGGCCUUGCCUUACUAUUCAGUUUAGUCUUGCUCAUGUAUUUGCUCGAGUGUGCUCCACAAACAGAUAGUAAUGGAUCUCUACCUGGUGUUGUAGGUGAAAACAUGGGUAAAGAAUACUAUCAAGCUCUCUUGCAGGAACAAGAAGAGCAUUAUCAAAACCGAGCUACCAGUCUGAAACGUCAGAUUGCCCAGUUAAAGCAAGAGCUUCAGGAAAUGAGUGAUAAAUUGAAAUCCCUGCAGGAAAAGAAGAGCCCCAAGGUUAAUGGUAUGAACUACCAGGGCACCAAAGAACAAGCAUCCAAUGAUCUCUUAGAGUUUCUUCAUUCCCAGAUUGACAAAGCUGAGGUGAGCGUGGGGGCCAAACUGCCUAGUGAAUAUGGUGUCAUUCCUUUUGAAAGCUUUACCUCCAUGAAGGUGUUCCAGUUGGAGAUGGGGCUCACUCGGCAUCCAGAAGAGAAACCCGUUAGAAAGGAUAAACGAGAUGAAUUGGUGGAAGUUAUUGAGGCUGGUCUGGAAGUUAUCAAUAAUCCAGAUGAAGAAGAUGGACAAGAUGAAGAUGAUGGACUAGGAGAGAGACAGCUGUAUGGUGACAGUGAUUUCAUAGAAGGUUACUAUCGUACAGAAAGAGAUAAAGGGACACAGUAUGAGCUGUUUUAUAAGAAGAUGGAUGGCGUGGAAUACAGGCAUGUCACACUGUUCCGACCUUUUGGACCCCUCAUGAAAGUGAAGAGUGAAACGGUUGAUAUUUCUAGAUCAAUGGUUAACAUUAUUGUCCCUCUUGCUGGAAGAACUGAGGCAUUUGCACAAUUUAUGCAGAACUUUAGGGAUGUAUGUAUUCAUCAGGAUAAGCAUGUUCACCUCACAGUGGUAUAUUUUGGACAAGAUGGGCUGUCAGAAGUAAAAAGCAUCCUAGAAUCUGUAGCCAGAGAAACUAACUUCCACAAUUACACGCUUGUCUCUCUGAAUGAGGAGUUUAACCGAGGCCGGGGACUUGACAUGGGUGCCAGAGCCUGGGAAAAGGGCGAGGUUUUGAUGUUCUUCUGUGAUGUUGAUGUUUAUUUCACAGCAGAUUUCCUCAACAGUUGUCGUUUAAAUGCUGAGCCUGGGAAAAAGGUUUUUUAUCCUGUGGUAUUCAGCCUUUAUAAUCCUGCUAUUGUCUAUGCCAACCAAGAUAUACCACCCCCUGUGGAGCAACAAUUGGUACACAAGAAGGAUUCUGGAUUCUGGCGAGAUUUUGGCUUUGGGAUGACAUGUCAAUAUCAGACAGACUUUCUGACCGUUGGGGGUUUUGACUUGGAAGUGAAAGGCUGGGGUGGUGAGGAUGUUCACCUUUACAGAAAGUACUUGCAUGGUGAUCUUAUUGUGAUCAGGACACCAGUCCCUGGUCUCUUUCACCUCUGGCACGAGAAACAUUGUGCAGACGAACUGACUCCAGAGCAGUAUCGCAUGUGUAUCCAGUCCAAAGCCAUGAACGAGGCCUCUCACUCACACCUUGGGAUGCUGGUCUUCAGGGAGGAGAUCGAGACUCACCUCCGUAAGCAGGCUUACAGGACUAACAGUGAAGCAGUGGGUUAAAGGUCACCCCCCGGGAUGUUUGAUGACUUCAAAUUCACAAUGAACCAGCAUCAUUUUACAGCCUUAAUUCAGCUUAAAAAUGCAGUGCCUCUCUUUUUCAGUGAAGAAGAAUUAAGGGGGUUUGGUUCUUGUAUUUGUUUUCCAAGUAAUUUGCUGACUGAUGUGCUACUACCUACAUAUCUUGCAAGUUCAAGCACCUGGAAUAAAUUGGAAAGCAUAUGUAGUUCAAGGAAAGUGUCUUCAGUAUUGAUUGGAAAAAUCAGUGGUAUGUACAACUCAACGCUUUUCCACACGGUACAUUUCAAUUCUUAUAUUUGCAUUAUUUUAAGAAUUAAUUUAAAUAAUCCUUUGUGUUUUCUUGGGUAUUUCCUGUCUGUAUGGCUCACUGCAGUGACUUUAGAAGGAUACUUUACCUACACUCCACAGUAGAAUCAAUAGACAAGUGUGAAACAAUCUCAGAAUGAAAGGUGUUACGGAGGUGCUGACUGGCACACCAGCUGUUCAGGUUGCUGAUUUCACAGCAGGGGCUUUGUGCUGUUUUUGCUGUAUUAACAGACAUUCGUAUGGUUGAAUAUAGAAUUUGUGUGAGGUGGGGAGAAAUGAAAACCUUUUUCAGUGGAACUUCAGAGCAUAUAAUAUAGUUACACACUGCAAAAGAGACACCACCUUCUUCUCUUGAUGGAUCAGACAAGUUAGGAAUGUUCCAGUUGGGUGUUUCUGGGUCUGGUCUUUUCCCAAGUAGAUGCUGCAUCAGAGAAUCCCUUCUAUAAACUGAGCUAUACUAUUAAGCUUGUCUGCUAAAAGUUGUUUUUUUACCCACUCCUCUUUAUUUAAAGGCCCUGCCAGUACAUCUUGUUCUUUAAGUUGAGGAAUCAUCUUUUUAUUUCCAUAUACAUUUAUUAGAGGCCCAUUUGCUAUUACACCAUUAUUGUCCUUUAGCUUUCUUUUUGGCAUUUUCCUGACCUGUUGUUGGAAGGCAGUCUCAUGUUCUUAGCUGUUUCAGUGACUGAAAAAGCAAGUGCUGCUGCUACUUCACACAAUGCACUUCAUUCCACUAUUUAUCCUUAAAUAGCCUUAUUCUUUUUCAGUUGGAGGGCAUUUUUGUUUUGUUUUCCUCUGGGUUUUUGUGUUUUGUUAUUUUUUUUCCUAAAGCAUGCAUAAGCAGAAUUAUGCUGAUGUCUCAUUAGUGCCUUGUACAAUGGCACUAUAUCUUCGCUAAUUCCCUUUUGGGUAUUUUGGGAUGCAUAAACAGCUUAAAUGCAGGCAGGUUGUUUUUUUCCAUGUUGUCUUAUAUGCUACCUUAUGGCAUGCCUCAUUUUUAAUACAUUUGUUUAUAGAAUGAAUACUGAGAAUGCUAAUUGAGUGGUUAAAUUAUUUGCAUGGUCUCUAUUGAAUUCAAACAUUAGUUGAAAACCCUUCUCAAACCAGGUAAUCAAGAUCUGUUUAUUAAUUCAAUUUGCUUCAAUAAUUCUGAAGGCAACUAAAUAUUUAAAUGGUUGAUUUCUGAAUAGCAGACGUGCUGUGCAGAUAGUUCUGGGCACUGAUCCUUUUUAUAUGUACAUAAAAUUUGCCUUUAUGUAACUUAUUGUGGAGAACAGUGUACUGUAUUGUACUUAGAGUGAAGAGAAUGCAUUGCAAAACAUCUUGCAAUUAAUGUUCUCAAUAUAAUAAAUUAAAUUUCUGCAUUUUA
Molecule: messenger RNA, 4603 nt
Organism: Apus apus (common swift)
Lineage: Eukaryota; Metazoa; Chordata; Aves; Apodiformes; Apodidae
Gene: CSGALNACT2
Product: chondroitin sulfate N-acetylgalactosaminyltransferase 2
Exons: 9
Coding region: 1282-2913 (543 amino acids)
Cellular component (GO): Golgi cisterna membrane
Molecular function (GO): glucuronosyl-N-acetylgalactosaminyl-proteoglycan 4-beta-N-acetylgalactosaminyltransferase activity
Source: RefSeq, a predicted model, not a curated record